AUGCGCGUGGACGCGUCGAACGAUGACGAGGAGGACGUGUUCGGGUUCAGGGCGGAGAUGCGGUCGAGGGGGUUGGCGUCGAGCGCGCGCGGACGACCGACGCCGAAGCGAAGGAAAUCGUCCGACGGCCCCGGCGGUGGGUCCGCGGUGAAGAAGGGGUCGGUAGAGUGGUUGCUUCGAGAGCGCGAGGAUUUGGAGCGGGCGACGGCGAGGGAUGACGCGACGUUGGAGCGGCGACGAGCGGACGACGCGGCGCUCGAGCGGAGACGGAAAGAAGAGGAAGAGGCGGUGCGAAAAAAGGCGGAGAGAGACGACGCGGACGUGAUGCGGGCGAUGGAUGAAGAAGACGAGGUCUUGGCCGCGCUCGGUGAGGGAUUCAAGCUCAGGGAGAUUGUUGAGACUUUGGGCGACGUCGCGUUUACGGACAGACGAGAUGGCGUCCGCGCGAGCGACGCGCGGAUGACGACGUGCGCGUCGAAACCGCUUCGCGCGAUCGUGAAACGAGCAAAGGAGCUCGCGCCAUCGGUGAGUGAGGAGGAGAUGUGGCGCGCAUUGCUCUUGGAGCGAUGGUUGCCGGAGAGGUGGGCGACAGCGCCGAGCGAGCGAUGCGAUGAGGCGACAAUGGAGUGGCUGUGGGACGUCGCCACUUCGUGCGGGUGCGCCGAUCUGAGCUUUGGCGCUCGGGAUGCACUUUUAGUCACCCUCGGGUUCGAGGGGAUGUGGGGAUCGGUCGAUGACGGGCGAGGGCCGCGAUUCGAUUACCACCGGAAGGACGCGUCGACGGACGUCGAUGGGCAAAAAUGCGAGGUACCACCGUGGGAACUAUACGCGAGCGCCGUGUGCGACGUCUUGCGAACGCUCGGUGUGCGCGAUUACUUGCAGAUACGGCGCGCGUCGUUACCCGCAGCGGCGGGUCAAGCAAGCAAGGCGAUUGCGACCGCGCGGCGACGAUUACUUCGCCACGAACUCUUCGUCACUCUCGAAAUUGUGACGGCGUUUUGUGACAAUGCGUUCGCUCGCAACGUCGAGGCCUUUGCGAACAUCGAUGGAUAUGCGAGAAUCUUACAAAUGUACGCCGGGAUCGAGUUGGACUCGCGCGCAAUCGCGUUGGACGUCGUCCUUAGACGCGCGACGUCCGCGCUCGUCGCGAGCGUUCCAAAGAAAUCGUGGGACAGCUUCAAGGUUAAGGCGAUUAGAUACCUCCUCGACGUAGUUGUGGAAGAGUCCACCGCGUCAGGAACGGAGUUCGAGAACGUUGCCAUGUGCAUGCGCCUCGUUCGAUGGUUGCCGGGUAUGACUUUGCGAGAGAAGGAUCUUAGAGCGGCGCUCGCCGCCGCCGGCGUCGCCUGCGUUCGACAUCUUCUGCCACUUCCCGCGAGCGAGAAACCGAAGAAGAUCACGAGUGCGGAGAAGAAUAAGCUCGUCACUCAGCUUGCGCGCGACGACGAGUCAUCGAUAAUGCUUCGCCGGAGCGAGGCGUCCAUGCACCUGUGCGAUGUGCGCGUCAACGACGAGACGCCGGCGCAAGAGAUCUAUAUCAUCGCGGCCACUAUGGACCUCGUGGACGUCGUCUUACGAGGUGGCGUCGUCAUUGAAGCCGAAGAAUCGCGCGUCGACGGCGGCCUGCUCCUCUUCACGCGCUUCCUCCAACGAAAGGUUGCCAGGUCGGGCCGGCGCUCGCUCAGCGCGCUCCGCACCAAGCUCUACGCCAUGAGGACGCGAUACGAGCGCCUCGCCCACGUGUGCCGAGAAAACAUGGCGAACGCGAAGGAUUCGGUGUAUGAGUUGUGA
Messenger RNA from Ostreococcus tauri, 1791 nucleotides. RefSeq names its product unnamed product. The transcript has a single exon. The record is from RefSeq and is a predicted model, not a curated record. The coding region runs from base 1 to 1791 and encodes 596 amino acids. NCBI's taxonomy places the organism in Eukaryota, Viridiplantae, Chlorophyta, Mamiellophyceae, Mamiellales, Bathycoccaceae.